Corticium candelabrum is the source of this 479-nucleotide messenger RNA. RefSeq names its product dnaJ homolog subfamily C member 27-like. The record is from RefSeq and is a predicted model, not a curated record. The transcript has 5 exons. The annotation marks the transcript as partial. Gene Ontology annotation, molecular function: GTP binding; GTPase activity. Gene Ontology annotation, biological process: vesicle-mediated transport. Lineage: Eukaryota; Metazoa; Porifera; Homoscleromorpha; Homosclerophorida; Plakinidae.
CAAAAUUUGCUGCAAGGCAACGCGCCAAACAAAUAACUAAUAGAUAUCAACUAUAUUUUUAAAUGGCGUCAGAAGAGAAGUUGAGGCAAGUUAUGAGGAUAAAGAUCAUUAGUAUGGGAGAUGCUGAGGUCGGCAAGAGCUGUCUGAUCAAGAAGUUCUGUGAGAGGAAAUCCGUUGUGAGUUACAUUCCCACAGUAGGAAUCGACUACGGAGUGACAAAAACAACCGUGAAUGGUCAGUUAGUGAAAGUCAACAUAUUUGAUAUGGCAGGACAUCCUCUCUUUUACGAGGUUCGGAACGAGUUUUACAGAGAUGCCCAGGGAGCCAUUCUCGUGUACGACGUCAGUCUAAGAACGAGCUUUCACAAUCUACAAAAUUGGUUGGACGAAAUGAGGAAAGAAAUCGGGUCUCAAGUCGAUGCGGACAGUCUUGUGGUAUUCGUUUGUGCCAACAAGACUGACGUUGGUCGUCGUCAGGUC